Messenger RNA from Chlamydomonas reinhardtii, 3196 nucleotides. RefSeq lists its product as uncharacterized. The coding region runs from base 108 to 2582 and encodes 824 amino acids. The transcript is spliced from 21 exons. Lineage: Eukaryota; Viridiplantae; Chlorophyta; Chlorophyceae; Chlamydomonadales; Chlamydomonadaceae. Gene Ontology annotation, molecular function: ATP hydrolysis activity; RNA binding. Gene Ontology annotation, cellular component: intracellular anatomical structure. The record is from RefSeq and is a predicted model, not a curated record.
CCUUUUGUGCAUUCACUCCUAGCUACUGUCAAAAUGAAAUAACAAAAUAGGCCAGCAAACGCUCCUGGAAAGUGCCCGGCGCUUGGACAGCCUGCAUCUCGCGGACCAUGGACCCGCCCGGUGGUGGAUUCAUACGCCCGGGCACGCAGUCGGGCUCUGCCUUCGGUCUAAAGUUCGACCGGCCUCCGCCACAGCAACCGAGUUGGCGCGACUCGCGCGGGGGCCGCUCGGGAGGUGGUGGGCCCGCCAGCACCAGCGGUCGCCGCUCCGCGGCGGACGUCUUCGGCGCGGGAGGCCGGGGCCGCGGCCGGGGCCGGGGCCAGGACCGGGGGUCCCAGGGUCAGGACAGAGGCACCGCCUCUGCGCCCGCCUCAGAUGAGGAUGACGAUGCAGAGUGGGGGCCGGGUCAGGGCCCGCGCGGCCCCGACCUGCCCCCCAUGAACCCCACCUACCGCUACGGCGACCCCUCCCUCCCCGUCAGCAAGUACCGGCGACAGAUCUUGUGGCUGGUGGAGAACCACGCCGUCACCAUCAUUGUGGGGGAGACCGGCAGCGGCAAAACCACGCAGGUUCCCCAAUUCCUUCUGGAGGCGGGGUGGGCGGAGAGCGGCUACGCCAUCGCCUGCACGCAGCCGCGGCGGGUGGCGGCGAGUACAGUGGCGGCGCGGGUGGCGGAGGAGAUGGGCGUGGAGCUGGGCACGGCGGUUGGGUACGCGGUGCGCUUCGACAACGCCAUCUCGGAGCGCACGCGCAUCAAGUACCUGACUGACGGCGUGCUGCUGCGCGAGAUGAUGGACGACCCCCUGCUCACACAGUACAGUGUAAUCAUGGUGGAUGAGGCGCACGAACGCAGCCUGGCCACUGACAUGCUGCUGGGGCUGCUCAAGAAGGUCCUGAAGCGCCGCCCCGACCUCCGCCUAAUCAUCUCAUCCGCCACACUGGAAGCGGGCAAGCUACGUGACUUCUUCGACACGUCCACCUCCGCAAGCACCGCACGGCGGCGGGCGGCGCUGGCGGCGGCGGCGGCGGCGGCCGGCGCGGGCGUGGGCGGCGUGGGGUGCUCGGAGCCCGACCGCACGCCGGCGGUGGUGACGGUGGAGGGGCGCACACACCCGGUGCAGGUUCACUACCUGCAGCAGCCCGCUGCCGACUACGUGGCUGCGGCGGUGUCGGCGGCUGUGGACAUCCACUGCGAGGACCUGCCGGGAGACAUCCUCAUAUUCCUGACGGGGCAGGAGGAGGUGCAGGCGGCAGUAGCGCAGCUGGAGGAGCAGUCGCGGCGGCUGGCUGGCGGGCGGGUCAGCUACAGCCUGAGGAUGAUGCCACUGCCGCUGUACGCAGGCCUGCCGGGCGCGGCUCAGUCCGCGGUGUUCCGGCCCGCGCCCCGCGGCGUGCGCAAAGUAGUUGCGGCCACCAACAUCGCCGAGACCAGCCUUACGCUGGAGGGUGUGGUGUACGUGGUGGACUGCUGCUUCGUCAAGCAGCGCGCCUACAACCCCCUGACCGGCCUGGAGUCGCUGCUGGUGGCGCCGCUGUCGCAGGCCAGUGCGGCGCAGCGGGCGGGUCGCGCGGGCCGUGUGCGUGCAGGCCACUGCUUCCGCCUGUGCAGGGAGGAGGACUUUGCGCAGCUGCCCAAGGUGACGGUGCCUGAGAUGCAGCGGAGCAACCUAGUCAGCAUGGUGCUGCAGCUCAAGUCACUGGGUAUUGACAACGUGAUGCGGUUCGAGUGGCUGGCGCCGCCACCCGCAGAGGCCAUGGUCCGGGCGCUUGAGGAGCUGCACGCGCUGCGGGUGCUGGACGACGACGUCCGGGCGCUUGAGGAGCUGCACGCGCUGCGGGUGCUGGACGACGACGCCCGGCUGACUAAGGAUGUGGGCCUGGCUCUGGCGGCGCUGCCGCUGGAGCCCAGCCUGGGGGCGGCGCUGUUGGCGGCGCGGCGGCUGGGGUGUGUGGAGGAGCUGCUCACGGUGGCGGCGCUGAUGAGCGUGCCGCACGUGUGGGCGCCGGCGGCGGGCGCGCUGCGGGCUGCGGACGAGGCCAAGGCCAAGUUCGCGGCGGCUGAGGGCGACGGCGUCACCAUGUUGAACGUGCACCGGGCGUGGCGCAGCAGCGGCCGCUCAAGUGCCUGGGCUGGCCGCCACUUCCUGAACGCCUCCUCCCUGUACCGGGCGGACGAGGCGCGGGAUCAGCUGCUGGGGCUGCUGCGGCGGCACGGCCUGCUGGACGCCAACACGCCGCCGCCCAGCUGCGGGGCAGACAUGGAGCCGGUGUGUCGUGCCCUGGCGGCGGGGCAGUUCAUGUGUGCGGCGGUGUACGAGGGCACGCAGUACAACCCCCUGGCGGCGGAGAGUGACCCGGGCGUGCACGUGUACCGCCUGGUGCGGUACACGGCCCACAAGACCGCCCCGCUCAAGCUGCGCAUCCACAACAGCUCCGUGCUGUGGCGCAGCGCGCCGCCCUGCGUGGUGUACCGCUCCGUGCAGCAGGCCGACAGCGGCUGGUACGAGAUGCAGGGUCUGACGGCUGUGCAGCCGGACUGGCUUGUGGAGCUAGCACCGCACAUGUUUCACCGACCCAAAUAGAGGCAGCAUGCGGAGGUGUGUGUGCGCGGGUGCGGGCGGAAGGGAGUGGGGAUUGUGGUGGCAACGGCGUGCGGUUGAGAAACGCCGUCGACGGGGCCUGCCUGUGGGCGAGUCAGUGUGCGGAAGGGGUGCUGAUGGGAAGAAGAACACCUGCUUGAAGGUUACACCAGCCGGACUGGCCGCAGCAAGUCGAACUGUACAACGCAACCUGAUAUCUUGACACGCAGUGUACUUGUCAUAUAGCUAGUUUACAUAUUGCGUCGUUGGGCAGGCGAUGUGCUUGAGAUUAACCGGCUGACCGAGCAGCGUUAAGGGUUUGGGCCUCGGGGGGUCUGGAGCGCGGUAGACCACACGCGGCCAAGUUCUUGAUGCGAAACCCGUCUGAACGCCGUGUCAUUGCGAGUUCUUUGCGGACAACAUCAUAUGAUUUUAUGCAAUGCUUUUAAGAAGCUGAGGCUGUAGCCUGUAGUGCUGGUUUCGCAAUGCGGGUUGACAUCGCACGACUCCACGUCUGGCGCGAGUGCAAGUGUUGGGAAGCCGGGGUGUGCGCGGGCGCGCCAAUUCCCUCUGGAUUUAGGAUGCGCUAUCGCUUGCUAUUUAAGAGUUCAAUAUCC